AUGCGAGAGGUCGAUCAUGUGCACAUUGGCCAACUCAGCAGCGGUACUGAUGGAAACUGUGCCGGAGUCGUACACGAACAACAGGCUGCUGCCAUAGAACGCCAGCUGCGUCUGCCUCUCGAAAAGUGCACGAAGUUCGUCCAGCCGCUUGAGGAACUUCUCGCAUACCCGGACCGAGAGCAGUGGGUCCUGGAAUCGGGCGAAAUAGAGUCUGAAGGCAUACAAGAGCUUGGCGCGUGUUUCCAGCGUGUUUGCAACGUUGCCUUGUAA
Molecule: messenger RNA, 270 nt
Organism: Babesia ovata
Lineage: Eukaryota; Apicomplexa; Aconoidasida; Piroplasmida; Babesiidae
Product: phage integrase family protein, putative
Exons: 1
Coding region: 1-270 (89 amino acids)
Source: RefSeq, a predicted model, not a curated record